AUGCGCUCCGCCACCAUCGCUGCCGCCUUCAUGGCCAUGGCCUCUGCUGUCACUGCCCAGACGGCCGGCUUCGCCGUCUUCGCCAACCCAGCCCAGGACGAGAUCGUUCCUGCUGGCAAGCCCUACACUCUCAAGUGGGCUGCUGGCGACAAGUACGCUGGUUCCGCUGUCCUGUCCCUGAUCGGAGGCGAGACCCAGGGCACCCAGCAGUUCAUCGCCAACCUCACCACCCUCGAGGUCAGUGCCAACAAGUACGUCUGGAACGUCGACUGCUCUCUCGGCAAGGCCAAGGUUUACGGCCUGACCAUCACCAUGGUCAACGAGCCCGAGGUCUUCCAGUGGUCUCAGCGCUUCCACAUCGACAACUCUGGCUGCGCGGCCGGCUCAUCCUCUUCAGCCUCGGCCUCGUCCUCGGCCCCGGCCUCAGUGUCCUCUGUCUACCCGACCACUUCCGUCCCCGAGACCAGCAGCACCAAGGCUGUCACUUCGGCCACCACCACCGCCGCCCCCUCCAGCUCUGCCACUCCUACCGGCAUCACCGCUAUUACCACCCUGACCCAGGCUCCUGCUCAGACCUCCAGCUCCACCACCAAGCCGACCAGCUCUGCCUCGCAGACCACUGCUGGACCCAGUGGUAUUCCCACCGCUGCCGCUCCCAAGGUUGCGGUUGGAUCCUUCGCCUUGGCCGGUGCUGUCGUCGCUGCUGCUCUCGCGCUCUAA
This is a messenger RNA of Microdochium trichocladiopsis, 720 nucleotides long. RefSeq lists its product as uncharacterized. The record is from RefSeq and is a predicted model, not a curated record. Lineage: Eukaryota; Fungi; Ascomycota; Sordariomycetes; Xylariales; Microdochiaceae. The transcript is spliced from 2 exons. Bases 1 to 720 code for a protein of 239 amino acids.